GUGCUCCUCCUUGCGGAGGCGGCCCUGGGAGCUUAUAAAGGCAAGACACACCGCGGCGGAGCGCAGGAAGCCGAUCAGGCUUCGGUCCACUCGGAGCUGUCCAAAACAGCCGCCGCUUUGCCCUCCGGGAAGCAGGACCGGCACUGCGCCUUCUCGAAGAAGAGGCUCUGCUGCGCCCAGCGCGAUCCCCACGUGCGCGGUGCAAAGCCAAGGGGACCGGAGCCGGGCUGGGCUGCUGGUGGCGAUCCUGGACGUGGACCUCCACCCGUGCCUCGCAGCCUACCCGCUUUACCUGCCACUCUUCCUGAUGGCAGCGGGGUCGCCGAGCACCGUGGAAGCGCCUCCGGGGAAAAGACGGGAGCAAGCUGCCCCCCAGGCUGGCGGGCUGGUCCCGCAAGCGGGCACGACGGGGCGCGCUCCUUAACCGGAGCCCGCCGCUCUGGCAACCUCGACAGCCGCCGGAGACGCCAUGGGGGGACUGGCGGGCAACGGGACGCGGGUCGAGGCUGCGGGCAACGGCAGCGAGGCGGCCCCGGAGUGGUGGCCGCCGCAGGCGCGGGCGCUCUUCAUCGUCCGCUGCGUGGUGCCCUCGCUGUACCUGCUGAUCAUGGCGGUGGGCUUGCUGGGCAACGUCACCCUGCUGAGGGUCUUCGCGGGCCGCCGCGCCGCCCGCAGCGUGCCGCACAUCUUCAUCUCCAGCCUGGCCGCCGGCGACCUGCUGCUGCUGCUCACCUGCGUGCCCGUCGACGCCUCGCGCUUCUUCCUCGAGGACUGGCUCUUCGGCCGCCUGGGCUGCAAGCUCCUGCCCGCCAUCCAGCUCACCUCGGUGGGCGUCUCCGUCUUCACGCUCACGGCCCUCAGUGCCGACAGGUACAAGGCAAUUGUAAAUCCAAUGGAUAUUCAAGCUCCCAACGCAGUCCUGUGGACAUGUAUUAAAGCUGUUGGCAUUUGGGUAAUUUCCAUCUUGUUAGCAAUUCCAGAAGCAGUAUUCUCUGAAGUGGCAUACAUCAAUGAUGCAGAUAACGUCAGUUUCACGGAAUGUAUACGAUAUCCACCGAAGGAUGAUUUGCACCCAAGGAUCCAUUCAGUGAUGAUUCUCCUUGUAUACCUCCUUAUUCCACUCACCAUCAUUAGUAUUUACUACUAUCAUAUCGCACGGACUUUAAUUAAGAGUGCACAUAAUCUACCUGGAGAGCACAGUGAACAUUCUAAAAGACAGAUGGAAACUCGAAAGCGUCUGGCCAAAAUUGUCCUCGUCUUCAUUGGGCUUUUCGCGGUGUGCUGGUUGCCUACCCACGUGCUCUACAUGUACCGCUCCUUCAACUACAGUAAGACGGACCUGUCCCUUGGCCAUAUGGUUAUUACUUUGGUGGCCCGAGUGCUCAGCUUCUGCAAUUCUUGUGUCAACCCAUUUGCACUCUAUUUCCUCAGUGAGAGCUUCAGGCGGCAUUUCAACAGCCAGAUUUGCUGUGGCUUGAUGCCUCCUCGACAGAGAUCGGCCAGUUACCUGAACAGUUCGUCAGCCAUUCGAAUGACUUCUCUGGUGGAGAACAAUGCCAGGAACACCGUCACCAUGACAACACUGCUGAAUGGGCAGAAUCCCAAACAAGAAAUAGCAUUGUGAUUUAAUCAGUUCAGCAUCUGAGCUUGGAAUAAGUUGACAGUCUCAAAUCUCUUUGCCUAUCAAACCAGAUAAUUGGGUAUACCCUUACUUGCCUAUGAUGAGCAUAUGUGAUCUUUUAAUUUAUCUUCAUAUUGAUUUGGUAAGAGCUAGGAAUACUUUUUAAAAAAUCUCUGUACAGUUUAUUGCUUAGAGGAACUGCUUCUAAAGUUACCUGAUUGGAAAUGAUGAACAUAAAUGACUGUGAAUAGUAGUAUACGGGAGAUGAUUGGUUGCUUUUUAAGAGGGGUGGGGGGAGUACAGAUUUAUGUACGUGAUAACUUGCAGGUGGCUACUGCAAGUUGUAUGGAAGUUCUAUUACUGGGUAAUGCUUUCCCCCCAGUCCAGCAAAGGAGAUCUGUACACAGAAAUAAAUGUGUGCAUCUAUGUCUCCAAACCACACAGAACCAUAUUUGUGUAGGGUUGUGUUUAGUAUCAACACAUUAGGAACAUGCACAAUGAUUUUUUUGUCCUAGAUUCUGAGGACACAACAGUCCAAUUCACUCUUUAUGUUCCAUGCACAUAUAAUCUGUGUACAGUGUGUGCACAUACAGAUUUACAUGUAUGUACAGUGAUUCAUACUUUAUGUUCAAUGCAAUAUAUUUACCCAUUAUGUUCAACCCAUGUACACCCUAUCUGUACUCUAUAUUUGGGUUCUGUACCAAGGUUCAUUUUUAAAAUAUGCAUGUACAGUCAUUCACAGAAACAUGUAUAUAUGUACAGACACCUGUAUGUGUGUACAGCACCAUGUCUAAAUAGGGCUAAUGUCUUUAGGACAUGGUGUUAAUUUGGUGAAUAUGUCAUAAAGGCUAAAUCUCAUGACUCCCUGUGCAUACUAAGAUACUGGGUGUGUCCAGUAGGCAUUGCAACAGUGAAGAAGUUGUUUGGUUGUUUUGCCACAAGCCUAGAGUCACCAUGUCAGUCACCAUGAGUCAGGUGUGCAUAAAAAAAUCAUUUCACAUUCCUUUCCAAACGGGUCCGGCUGCCCUCCAGCUGCAAGGUGGGUCUUUGGGGUUUAUAUAACUACACAUGACAUUAAUCAUGUGUAGCUAGCGUACACUGCCCCAUGUCUUCUUUGACUUCUUUAAAACCACAACAGUUGUCCAGGCUUCAAUCGCUAAUGGGAUAAACUAGGGCAGAGAUAGGCAUCUGGAAUUUGCCAGAAGCGCCACUGGUGGCACUGUGAUCAGGCUACUGUCUGCCCUAAUGGCAGAAAAGAAGGUCAGGUCAGGUCUUUCUUUCAGACCCAGUGGCAAAGUGCAGAGUCUCAUUAGAGAGACUUGGGCUUCAUACAGUAUUAUCAUUGCAUCAGGGUUCAUCCUCUCCACCAGCCCUUGCCCUAAGCAGGGUUUUGCUUGUGCUAGACAAGCUGAGUCAAUGAAGGUAGGAAAGAGAGACAGACUUUGUAUCCAGUGGCUGUUAAGAAGCAUUUUCUAUGGACUCUCCCCAUUGGGUUUGACUCCCAGCUAGGCUUAUAUCACAUUGCCUGGGUUUCCACAAAUCUUCCUCUCCAUACCUAGAAAGCAAGUGUGAAUGUAUGCCAUGCAUGGAUCUUAAUUCAUUUAUCUCUGCUGGCUUUCUACCUCCAAAUUACCCAGCCCAGUUGUUUUUGCUCCUUUGGGGAAAAAGACAUAGAUACCCACAUCUUUUCCCUUAUUGAGCUAAAAGCAUUUGCAGGGAUGAUUUAGGGUGGGAAAAUGGUAGAGAUUAAAGAGUUAAGAUGCUCCUCCUCAUAGCAUCUCUCUUCCAUUAGAGAUGGCAGGUUGGGCAGCUAAGAUUAUGUGCAGUUUCAGUACGUUACAUAUUUUUUCUUGCCUAGUAAUAGCAUCCCUAAGGUGAAGGCAUGGCCUACUUGAAUAUGGAUUCAAUUCUGCUUAUAGAUAAUUAUUAGUGUUUAUUUUCAGGCCUCCCUCUCAUUCUUUUUGUAUUCAUUAUUUAUUUAUUUAUUUGAUUUUUAUACCGCCCUUCCGAGCUGGCUCAGGGCGGUAUGGCAUGAACGAAGUUUAGCAUGGAUUAAAAUGGGGGCAGAUAUGUGAUAUGGGAACCAGAACAUUGUCUAAUGGGCACAUGAUAAAGCCAUCUUGCUGAAGCUAAGCAGGUCUUGGUGUGGUCAGUGCCUGGAUGAGAGACCACUGGAUGGGAGACCAGACAGUGCCUGGAUGUAUGCCACCUUUGAGGAUGGGACCCUAGCACAGUGGUAGAACAUGUGCUUUGCAUUCAGAAGGUCAAAGGUUCCAUCCCUGGCAUCUGGGAAAGACUUCUGCCUGAAAAGAAGCAGCAGCUGCCAGACCAUGUAGACAAUACUAAGAGAGAUGGACCAAUGUUCUGACUUGGUAUAAAUCAGCUUUCUAUGUACCUAUGGGGGAAACCAAGCUUUUUAUUUUAUUUUAUUUUUUUAAAGGUAAGCCUUGGUUCUUACCAUUUUAAAAGUAGGUUUUGCACCGGGCAGCGAUUCAGCUCUCAGCUGAUAGCUCCAACAGGUUCUUGGCAGAGGACCACCCCUUGCCCCCAAACCCCUUGUGGUUUUAGCUGUGUACAAUAGGUACCAUUUAUACUUCCUUGAUGGCAUCUUGAACCCACUGCUUGUUUCCAUGUUCAGUUUGAGCAAAUGCUUCAGUUGUCACUGCUCUGUAGUUCUGUGGAAAGUUCUUAAAUGUUGUUUUGGUAUAAAAUAAUGUGUUGUACUUCCCAAGUAGUUUUAAUGGUUCUUUUACUGUGGUUCAGUAAACAUUAUCAGCGUGCAGAUUCAUAUGUGAGGUGACUCUGUGUAACUACCAUGAAAUAGAUCUUAACAGAAUAUAGCAUGGGUGGACUGUUCUUUUCCAUUUUAAUCAGCUUUGUUACUCAAUUAUCUUGAUAAGCUCCAGUUGUGUACUUGAGGCUGCAAUGUUUUGUACACUUAUGUGGAUGUGAACCCCACUGAACACAGUGGGACUUCUUUCUGAAUAAACAUGGAUAGAACUGGGCUGCAUGUCCCACUGAAGUCAAGAGGAUAAAUUAGUUGUAAAUAACAAGACCAGUGGAUUUAAUACAACUUCUUAUUACCUUUGAAGUCCUAGAUGGCUUGGAGUAGAGAUAUCUUAAGGACUGCCUUCUUGCAAGUGAUUCGUCCAACAAGAUCUGCCAGGACAUCUGCAUUCCAACAUCUUUGGAGGUCCAACUGUCAUGGCAGGGCAUUCUUCAUGGUUGUCCCCAGGAGGUUUUCUCUCCUUUGGGAGAUAUGUUCCCUUAUCUCCCUCCUGGCUUUCCAUAGGCAAUUGAAGAUAGUUUUAUUCCAGUGUGCCUGUGGAAUGAGAAAAAUCUGUGAAAUGAUCUGGGCCUUUCCCAUAUGCCAGUUUUACCUUGCUUUACCAUGCUAAAUGUCGGAGUGCAUUCAUAUGUGUGGAGGAUUUACAUCGAUGUCAGCACGGAGUCAGCAAGGGUGCCAUUCUAACAUUGUUUCUUUGUUUUUUGUUUUGCUUUGCACGCUGUGUCUCUGUGCUAAAAUGUAGCUCCAGUAUAUCCUGUUUUUUAAUUGCUGCCACCUCCUCCUGCCUCCUCCACUGCCUUCUGCUUCCCCCUUCCUAUGCCACCUCCUGCUCAUCCUGCCUCUAGUGCCCGGCACCUACCAAGCCUCUCAUGGGCUUGCCAAAGCGAUUGUGUAGUUCCGGAGGAAGCCUGUGCAGGAUCUCAUGGUGCCGGUGAACUGAGGUGCUGGACCUUCUCUCACAGAAGAGAGAGGAGACGAGAGGAGAGAGGGAAGCUGCAUACUGCCCCGCUGCCUUUGUUGCCCUAACAGGCUGUACGGAUCCCUCCUUCUCUCACGAAAGAGAAGCUGCACUGUCCCCACUGCCUGUUUUGCCAGCCAGUCAGCAAGAUGAGAGACUGCAUGGGGUUUCUCCUGAGCUUCUCCACCGCUUGUGGGAAGCUGGGUGGGUGCUGGGGCAACAGAGGCAGGAUGAGGUGGAGGAGAUGGGGGGAGCAGAAGGCAGUGGGGGUGGCAGGGGCAGCAAUGUGAACAGCCCAGAUUUCCUCUGAUUUAUGCUCGUGUGCAAUUGAAUGUGCAUGAAGGCGCUACAUAUGCUCUUAUCCUAACUGGCAUUAAGUUCAGCUCUUUUCUUCUGAAGUAAAGCUUGCCAUCUGGGAAAGCUCCUCCUGUUAUGAUUUUCUGUGCUUGUUUCUGUUACGAUUUUAUGUGCUUGUUUUUGGUAUUUUAAUGGUAUUUAGCUUUGUCUCAGUGUUCUAAAAUUGUAUUGUUUUUGAUUUAAAUUUGCUGUAAACUGCCUUGAGUCUAUAUUAGCAAAAGGUGGCAUGGAAGUAUACAAAUAAAAACUAACUUUAUCUGUA
Hemicordylus capensis (graceful crag lizard) is the source of this 5986-nucleotide messenger RNA. It is a transcript of the gene NMBR, whose product is annotated as neuromedin B receptor. Bases 470 to 1624 code for a protein of 384 amino acids. Gene Ontology annotation, cellular component: membrane. The record is from RefSeq and is a predicted model, not a curated record. The transcript is spliced from 3 exons. Lineage: Eukaryota; Metazoa; Chordata; Lepidosauria; Squamata; Cordylidae. Gene Ontology annotation, biological process: bombesin receptor signaling pathway. Gene Ontology annotation, molecular function: bombesin receptor activity.